Messenger RNA from Poecilia reticulata (guppy), 575 nucleotides. The record is from RefSeq and is a predicted model, not a curated record. Lineage: Eukaryota; Metazoa; Chordata; Actinopteri; Cyprinodontiformes; Poeciliidae.
CGUCUGAAGUGUGAAGCAGGAUGGGAGCCACAUGGAGGAAACUGUUAUUAUUUCAACACCAAUAAAUCCUCCUGGACUGACAGCAGACGUUUCUGCGUUGGUCAGAAAUCAGACCUGGUGAAGAUCGACAGCAGAGAGGAGCAGAUAUUCCUGUUAGAAAGACUGAGAGUCUUGAUGGUGGACGAUGAGGACAUGUUCUGGAUCGGACUCACAGAUGUACCGGAAGAAGGAAAAUGGAUCUGGGUGGACGGAUCAGCUCAGGAUAAAAGUUUGACGUUCUGGAAGGAUGGAGAACCCGACAACAAAAGUAAAGAUAAUGCACCCUCAGCUGACUGUGCGAGRAUGARGAAGAAAAUAGAAGCUGAUGRUCUGAAUUCCUGGUUUGAUAUUUCCUGUAAUUUUCCUCACAAAAGUAUCUGUGAGAAAACAGCUGAACUGAGUUCAUGUGUUUGCGUCUGAAGAUCAGUUCAGUCUGUGAACCGAUCUGAGUUCAGCUUCAGGAAGCUGCAGUGAUGCUGCUUUUAUCAAGAUAUUGUGUUUAAAAUGUUAAAUUUACUUCCAGACAUGUUGAAAUA